AUGGGCCGAUGCGUGCGGCGGGUCCUGUUCAACCAGUUCGUGGUGCAGCUUCCGGUGUCGUUCCUCCUCCAGCCGCUACUCGAGGCCCGCGGCAUCGCCUACUCGGCCGAGCUGCCCUCGGCCGUCGAGGUCGUGCUCCAUCUCCUCAUCUUCUUGGCCGUCGAGGAGGUCCUCUUCUACUACUCCCACCGCGCCCUCCAUUUGUGGAACUAUCAGCGGAUCCACAAGAUUCAUCACGAGUUCAGGGCGCCGAUCUCGAUCGCCUCAGAGUACGCGCACCCGGUGGAGUACGUGGUGUCCAACAUGCUGCCGCUCCUGGCCGGCCCGCUGCUGAUGGGCAGCCACCUGGCCACCGUGUGGGUGUGGACCGCGAUCGCCGUCACCGGCACCUCGAACCACCACUGCGGCUACGCCCUGCCCUGGCUCCGCGGCCUGUCGAGCCCCCGAUUCCACGACCACCACCACCUCAGCUUCAACACCAACUUCGGCCUCGUGGGCCUUCUCGACCACCUCCACGGGACCCGACACAAGCCCCUCAUCGCCCAUCGCCGAGUAGAUGGUUAG
Molecule: messenger RNA, 564 nt
Organism: Acanthamoeba castellanii str. Neff
Lineage: Eukaryota; Discosea; Longamoebia; Acanthamoebidae
Product: C5orf4 protein
Exons: 2
Coding region: 1-564 (187 amino acids)
Biological process (GO): sterol biosynthetic process
Molecular function (GO): C-4 methylsterol oxidase activity; iron ion binding
Source: RefSeq, a predicted model, not a curated record